UUCUCAAAACUAGCAGAAACAGAAUGAAACUGUCCAUAGUAACGCAUCGCAUUUGCCCUUUCCCAAACCCUCAAUCCUUUUUCUUAAAACCUUCCAAAUUUCCAUUCCAAACCCCAAAAUUCCCUUCUUCUCCUCCCACCAUCAAUGUUCAUCAAAUUUCAAAACGCCGUUUGAAUUUUUACUAUUAUUAUAAUUGUAAUUACAGUUUCGCAAGAAGUUCUUCAGUAACAGCAACAAUGUGUACAUCUCCAGUGUGUAUUACUGUGAAGGACCAAAUCGAUCUGACUGCCAAGGAGAAGCAAAUUUUCGAUCGCCUUCUUGCAGUUCUACGCCACUUCAAUCUCCAAACCCAGCUUCGUGUCGCCGGGGGCUGGGUUCGCGAUAAGCUUUUGGGCAGAGAAUGUUAUGAUAUUGACAUUGCACUGGACAACAUGUUAGGAAAGGAGUUCUGCGAAAAAGUAAACGAGUACUCGUUAUCAGCAGGGGAAGAGACACAUGGCAUUGGUGUGAUUCAGUGCAAUCCUGAUCAAUCAAAACAUUUGGAAACAGCAAGGAUGCGCCUUUUUGAUGUAUGGAUUGAUUUUGUCAACUUAAGAUCUGAAGACUACAGUGAGAAUAGCCGCAUUCCAACUAUGAAAUUUGGCACUGCAGAAGAGGAUGCGUAUCGAAGGGAUUUAACCAUCAAUAGCUUGUUCUACAAUAUCAACACAAGUUCUGUUGAAGAUUUUACUGGAAGAGGCAUUAUGGACUUGAAGUCAGGAAAAAUUGUGACCCCGCUGCCUCCAAAGCAGACAUUUUUGGAUGAUCCCCUACGAGUUCUUCGAGCUAUCCGAUUUGGUGCAAGGUUUGGAUUUAUGCUAGAUGAAGAGCUGAAGAUAGCUGCUGCAGAUGAUGACGUCAAAGCUGCAAUUGCUGAUAAAAUUAGUAGAGAACGUAUUGGUCAUGAAAUUGAUCUCAUGAUAUCUGGCAAUCAUCCUGUGAAAGCAAUGACAUACAUUUCUGAUCUGCAAUUGUUCUGGGCUGUGUUUAGUCUUCCUUCUGGGCCAGAGCCUUCAACUUCAGAAGGAUGUGAAAGGCUUUGUGUUGCUUGCAUGGAUUCAACGUCAAGACUUUUGCAGUUAAUUGAACUCUCCUCAUUAACUGAUGAUCAUAGAAGGCUCUGCAUGUAUGCUGCUUUAUUUCUUCCAUUUAGGAAGACUAUUUACAGAGACAACAAAGGGAAAAAGAUCCCAGUUGUGAGUUACAUCUUUCGCAAUUCUCUCAAGCUGAAGGCUAGUGAUGCUGAAACUGUUCUGAGUUUGCAUCUUGCAGCGGAAAAAUUCGUAUCUUUGAUUCCUUUGAUUCUGUCUAAUGAGGAUAUACAAAUUCUUGAAGUUGAGUGGAAAAGAGAAAUUAUUGCUGUUUCCGUUGCCUCAAAACUCAGAAUAUUGGCUGGAUUGCUGCUGCGAGAAAUUAAAGAGUUUUGGCGUGCUGCCCUCGUGCUUUCCAUGCUGUUGCGCGCUGCCAUUAUUGUUUGCUCUACAAAUUCAUCAAACAACGAAUAUGAAUUGGACAAAAAAGUAGAAUUAUUUAACAGGAUUGAGAAAGCAAUUCUGGAACUAGGCUUAGAAAGAGUAUGGGAAAUGAAACCAUUGGUGAAUGGAAAGGAUAUCAUGAAUGUCUUGCAGAUCAAAUCAGGAGGACCCGUGGUUAAGGAAUGGCAAAAACUGCUCGAGUGGCAGCUUGCACACCCCUCUGGGUCUGCAGACGAAUGCAUUGAUUGGAUGAGGCAAACUCAUUCGAAACGUGCGAGGACAGAGUGAUUCUUUGCUGAAGUUCAACCUACAAACUUACUCUGUCUUGAGAAAUUGUUUAUUUAAUUUCUCAAACAAUAUUCGAGAGCCACAGAGAUCACUCCUGUUCUGGAAGGCUUAAAAUUAAAAACGAACAUGUAAAAUAUCCCGUUCCUCGGGAAAAAAAAAAUGAAAAAGGAUAGGAACUGUUGUGUAAUUAUCUAGGAUAAAUUAUGGCAUAGUUUUCUUAUGUCAUAGUACUCAAUUUUUGAACCGCAGAUGUUCUUGUUCAUUUUUGACGUGUAAAGAUUCUUUUCAAUGCCAUAUAUUGUUUAGCUGGAGGGAUGAAAUGGAAUUACAGCUUGAGUAGCUAAAUGUAUGAAACUUUAUCUCCCAUUGAAUUGCUA
Molecule: messenger RNA, 2179 nt
Organism: Olea europaea var. sylvestris
Lineage: Eukaryota; Viridiplantae; Streptophyta; Magnoliopsida; Lamiales; Oleaceae
Product: putative CCA tRNA nucleotidyltransferase 2
Exons: 15
Coding region: 24-1802 (592 amino acids)
Biological process (GO): tRNA 3'-terminal CCA addition
Molecular function (GO): ATP:3'-cytidine-cytidine-tRNA adenylyltransferase activity; RNA binding
Source: RefSeq, a predicted model, not a curated record